This is a messenger RNA of Cryptomeria japonica (Japanese cedar), 2766 nucleotides long. Its product is annotated as pentatricopeptide repeat-containing protein At1g09900. Lineage: Eukaryota; Viridiplantae; Streptophyta; Pinopsida; Cupressales; Cupressaceae. The coding region runs from base 251 to 1741 and encodes 496 amino acids. The transcript has 2 exons. Gene Ontology annotation, molecular function: protein binding. The record is from RefSeq and is a predicted model, not a curated record.
CCUGCAGUUUGGAACACCCUACACCAUUGAAGGUUCGGAGUUUUACGUCUCCAUAAUAUUUGAUUAAAUCCCAAAUAUCAAAAUAAGAUACAAAAGCCUAUUUAAAAUACUCUUAAGGUUACAUGGGCAUCGAGGAAAGCCAUCGAGGAAUAGUCUGAUAGGAGUUGUUAGGGCUGUUGAAGUAGCAUUUGAUGUAUCAUUGGGCAAAUCUGAGGGGAGGGUUCUACUCUCAUUUAACAACAUCAGCAGCAUGAAGAUGAUGCACAACAGGAAGAUGAGCAGGCCAGUAGAGGCAUUAUUCAAACAUGAAGAGAAACAGUCUGCAAGCCCACCGGAGGACACAAACAUCAAUAGGGCAAUAUUUGAAAUGACACACAAAUCUGAUGUUGAACAGUUUAAUAAAUUUAUUAGUGCUCUCUGCAAAUCGGGCGAGGCAAACAAAGGGUGGGAGGCUUUUCAUCUGGCAAAAAGUAAAGGGUUUUCUUUCGAUGUCAGAACAUUCAAUUUCCUUUUGGAUGGUCUUGGGAACGAUGGAGAUUUCUCUACAAUCGCUUUGCUUCUUGCUGAAAUCCAAGAUAUGGGAAUUGCUCCAAAUGUCAUAACUUAUAAUGUUGUUAUAAAGGCUUUGUGUAAGUGGGAUCAACUUGAGGAAGCACACGAGCUCUUGCGUAAAAUGAAGGAUACUCAUUGUUCUCCUGAUAUUGUAACAUAUAACACCCUUAUUAACGGGGUCUGCAAGAAGCAUAGAAUAGAUGAAGCUUUAGUUUUAGUAUCCAAAAUGAUACGAAACGGCUUUUCUCCAAAUAGUAUUACAUACAACACCCUAGCUAAUGGUCUCUGCAAUGUGGGUAAAGUAAAUGAAGCUCUUCGAUUGGUGACUAAAAUAAGGAAUGCUCAUUGUUGGCCAGAUACUGUUACAUACAAUACCCUAAUUAAUGGUCUAUGCAGCAGAGGUAGAAUAGAAGUGGCUCUCAAAUUGGUAGCUAAAAUGAUACAUGUACAUCGUUCUCCUGACAUUUUUACAUACACCACCCUUAUUGAUGGUCUCUGCAAAGAAGGAAGAUUGCAUGAAGCAUUCAGAUCACUGGCAAAAAUAAUACAAGAUGGCCUCUCGCCUAAUGUAAUUACAUAUAGUGCCCUACUGAAUGGCCUCUGCAAGAAAGGUAGACUAAAUGAAGCUCUUCUAUUAGUAGCUAAGAUGAAGGAUGGUCAUUGCCCUCCUGAUAUUGUUACAUACACUAUCUUGGUAGAUGGCUUUUGCAAGGCUGGCAAAAUUAAUGAAGCCUACAAUUUGUUUCUACAUAUGCUAAAAUUUGGUCCGUUUCCGAAUGUAGUGACAUUCACGGUAAUAAUUGAUGGACUGUGGAAAAAUGGCAGGAUGGACAUGGCUCAGAAAUGUUUCCAUGAUAUGCUCAGAAAUGGUGUGCAACCCAAUCUGAUUACUUAUAGUUCUUUGAUAUGUGGUCUAGGCAAAAUGCAUGAGAUGGGAAAAGCUGAAAAUCUGUUUAAAGAGAUGCUAAGUAAAGGCUUCUCUCCAGAUGUUGUUGCCUAUACCACCUUGAUUGCUGGUUUAUGUCAGGUUGACAGAGUAAGUGAAGCAUACAGGCUUCUUUCUGAGAUGGAAAACAAUGGUUGUGUUCCCAAUGUGGUGACUUACAGUAUUCUGAUUUAUGCAUCCUGUAGGACAGGAGAAUUGAAGAAGGCAUGUGAAAUGCUAGGGAAGAUGAAAAAAGGGUUUUGAAACCUGAUGAUGUAACAAACAGAACAAUCAUUGAUGGUCCUUGUUAGGUGAGAGAUCAUGGUAGCACACAUACUCUGUCAAACAAGGUUGAAGAUGAAGACUUGGCUCUGGGUGUGGUCAGCCAUACUGUUUUGAUUAAUGGCCAUUGCAAUGGACAAGGCCCUAAAAUACUCUGUCAAACAAAUGAAACAAUCGUUGAUGGUCCUUGUCAGGCGAGGGAUCUCGGUAGCACACAUAAUCUGUCAAACAUUUAAGUUUGAAGAUGAAGACUUGGCUCUGGGUAUAGUCAGUCAUGCUGUUUUGAUUAAGAGCCAUUGCAUUGCCAGUGAAAUGGACAAGGCCCUAAAAUACCCUGUCUAACAAACAGAGCAAUCAUUGAUGGUCCUUGUUAGGUAAGGGAUCUUGGCAGCACACAUACUCUGUCAAACAAGGUUGAAGAUGAAGACUUGGCUCUGUGUGUGGUCAGCCAUACUGUUUUGAUUAAUGGCCAUUGCAAUGCCAGUAAAGUGGACAAAGCCCUAAACUACUCUGUUAAACAGGGUUGGAGAAGAGAACUUGGCUCAGGGUGUGGUCAGCCAUACUGUUGCAAUACCAGUGAAAUGGACAAGCCCCUAAGGUUUGUAGAAAUCGUAAAAAUGACUGGCAUUAUUUCAAGUAUUGCAACUUAACCUUACCGAUUGACACUUUUUGCAAAUAAAGCAAACUUAACAUUGCCUUUUUGGUGUUGAAUGAGAUGAAAGCAAAGGGUUUGAUUCCAAAAGCUGUCACACAAGUUGUUUUUUGGCAUCCACAAUUCGUUAAUGGAUCUAAUAAAGAAACAUGGCCAUGGUACAAAUUUUACAACUGUUCAGUUACUUUUGUGGCCCGGUCCAUGUUGGUCAAACAGAAAAAUCAAGAAAUUUGUAAAUAGUGAUUCUUUUAUUAUUUUCAGGUGAGCAUAAUUCUUAUGACUUGGUAACUGUUAGACAUAUCAAAUUUCACUAUAAUCAGUAUAUUUAUCUAUUCAGUUGGAAAAUUUACAUGUA